This is a messenger RNA of Camellia sinensis, 564 nucleotides long. The record is from RefSeq and is a predicted model, not a curated record. NCBI's taxonomy places the organism in Eukaryota, Viridiplantae, Streptophyta, Magnoliopsida, Ericales, Theaceae.
AUGGAGGAUUUUUGGAGGACCACCAAAUCAAGAUUAGUUAGAAAAAUCAGAAAAACACCAAAUGAAGAAGAAAGGCUUAAAUUGCGCCCUAAUAACAUCAAAUCAAUUCAGGAUUGGAAGAAUUUCCUAUGGGAAAGGACAAGUGUAGAAUUUAAGGUUGCUUUGCAGUCAACUUAUGGAAUCCACACCUUUAGAGUUGAAAGUAUAGCACAUGGAAAAGCUGCACCUGUAGAUGAGUUGCAGGUGCAAGGGGUUUAUAACCCUGGGCUUCUGAGGAAGAUCAUUGUGACUGAAGCUUCCAAGGUCAUACAAGAUGUUGGUAGAACUCGGAGAUCUGCUGCUCAAAUUGGUGAAGGGGAAAGUAUGGUCCGCGUUGGAUCUUCUGCUGAGGGUCCAGCUGUUUUCAGAUCACCAUCCAAAAGUUGGAAGAUCGUGGGUUCCCCACGUUAUGCUUCAGUUGAGCACAGAAGUACACGCGCUACGGAUUUGAUGCUACAUAAACUCGAAGAAGUUAGCAAAUCAGUAAAGUAUAUGCUUUUUCCUUUGCACAGAGGGCAACUAUAA